AUUGUGGUCCUCUGUCUGCAACAUUUUUAUAAUUAAUACUUCUGGAACCAACGAAACGACAGCAAUGGCAGCAGAGCUACCAGCUGCAGCUUACAACUCAGCUACUCCGUCUACCUUUGUUAGAUAAGGAGCUCAAGUUGAAGAAGAUUUCACAGUAUAGAGGAAAAGGAAUAGAAAACUCGAAGCAAAGUAUUUUAAGCUAUCAGUGAUCAGUUUCACAGUAGGAAAUUCACCCCAAGAUUUUUCCUUCAAAUUGAAAAUUAAUCUUGGAGCUGGUAUCGUUACUGUUAUCAUUGUGAGAUCUUCUACAGAUUGAGAUUUUGGACUCUAGGAUAUGGUGACAAUGAUUGGACAAUAAUUUAAGUUCCAUUGACGGAUUUAGGCUUAUUAUCAUAAAUCUCAUUUGGAAUUCCUUCCCUGCAACUACUGCAAACAAAGACACUGCAGCAGAUUUUCCAUUUCCACAAUGGAUGGGAAUUAAUCACAUCUCUUGGGGAGAGGCUUCUUCAGUUUACAGCUAAAAUGAUUGACCAGUUUAUUAAUUUUGUCAUUCGGCCGCCAAGGGCAGAAUAUAACCCAGAUCUGUGUCUGUGGGAAAAGAAUUUUACUCUUGCAGGAAGAAAGUACAAAAGAGAAGAUCUGGAGCUAAUAAAUGAAAGGGGCCAUACCUUGAGGUGUAGUCAUUAUGUUCCUUCUCAAUUUCCAGACGACAGUGCUCUUCCUUGUGUUGUAUACUGCCAUGGGAACAGUGGAUGUCGGGCAGAUGCAAAUGAGGCUGCUGUAGUUCUUCUCCCUUCAAAUAUUACAGUAUUCACUCUUGAUUUUUCAGGUUCAGGCUUGUCUGAUGGUGAUUAUGUCAGCCUUGGUUGGCACGAGAAAAAUGAUCUCAAGGUUGUGGUCUCAUAUUUGAGAAGCAACGAAAAAAUUUCGCGUAUAGGUCUUUGGGGAAGGUCAAUGGGUGCUGUAACCAGCCUUCUUUAUGGAGCUGAAGACCCUUCCAUAGCUGGAAUGGUUUUGGACAGUGCCUUCUCAAAUUUGUUUGAUCUCAUGAUGGAACUUGCAGAUGUAUACAAGAUCCGGCUUCCAAAGUUUACAGUUAAGGUGGCUGUUCAAUACAUGCGACGAGCAAUCCGAAAGAAGGCAAAAUUUGAUAUCAAUCACCUCGACUGCUUACAGGUUGCGCCAAAGACAUUUAUUCCAGCUCUAUUUGGACAUGCAAAAGACGACAAGUUUAUUAAUCUUCGCCACUCGGAAACCAUCUUUAAGUCAUAUGUGGGUGAUAAAAGUAUUAUCAAGUUUGAUGGUGAUCACAAUACUUCUCGACCUCAGUUUUAUUAUGAUUCUGUAUCAAUUUUCCUCUAUAAUGUUCUUCACCCUCCUCGACCUCUAUCUGCAUAUCCUACUAUGGUUGAGAAAUAUUUUGAUUUGGAAGACCUGAAGGUCAGUGCUGGCAGGAGUGAGAAUCUUAUAUACGAGAUCAUAGCAGGUCUUCGGAAUGUGAGUACCGAUGCAGCAAGCUCAUCUUCUAUACCACCAAGCAUUGCAACAAUGAAGUCUGUGGGGGAACUCCUUUCUGACAUUGCUCCAGUUGCUACUGAUUCUUUGGUUAACGAAGACAACACACACAGUGGCAAUAGCCCUUCACUUGUACAGGACAAGCUAAGUACCCAGAAUGAAGAGUGUUGCUCGUAUACAAGUUCAAAUAGAGAGAGUUGGGGAAGAUGCUCAUCUUUGGGAAGCAAUGAUGAACCUUCCAUGGAUUGCACUAGAGCUACUGACUACGAUCAGACGACUAUAAAGGUGCUUGCAACACCUCUUCGAAAUACUCAACAAAGCACAUUAAGCUCUCCUAAGGACGAAAAGAAGAAGAAAGCAUCCACAGACCCAAAGAAGUCCAAGCGUGAGAAGUUUGAAAAGCUGGAGGCUCUAAGCCAACGUUUGCGGCUUUGCAUUCUGAAAAGAGUUAAUCAUAGGAGACAUUGCUCCUCAUGACCACCUUUGUAAUGUAGACUAGGAAAUUGCUUUGCCAAAAUUGUGUUGAUGUCCAUUUCCUUAAAUCUUUCAAGUUAGUGUUUUUGUAUUUCCAAUGUAUCAAUGCCUCUCUCUUACUUUCGCUUUAUAUUGUAGGCAGACCUGAUUUUUGUGUAAUGUCAUUGCUGUAUUAGCUGCU
This is a messenger RNA of Olea europaea var. sylvestris, 2170 nucleotides long. RefSeq lists its product as uncharacterized. The coding region runs from base 523 to 1992 and encodes 489 amino acids. Lineage: Eukaryota; Viridiplantae; Streptophyta; Magnoliopsida; Lamiales; Oleaceae. The record is from RefSeq and is a predicted model, not a curated record. The transcript is spliced from 14 exons.